This is a messenger RNA of Solanum tuberosum (potato), 799 nucleotides long. Its product is annotated as auxin-responsive protein SAUR72-like. Gene Ontology annotation, biological process: response to auxin. The coding region runs from base 57 to 446 and encodes 129 amino acids. The transcript has a single exon. Lineage: Eukaryota; Viridiplantae; Streptophyta; Magnoliopsida; Solanales; Solanaceae. The record is from RefSeq and is a predicted model, not a curated record.
AAACCUCACUCUUCAAAACACCAAAAUUCCUCAUUUCUCCUUACACAACAACAACAAUGGCUAAAGGAGGAAAACUCACAAAACUCAAAUCCGUGUUGAAGAAAAUGCAAUCCUUCAAAAUUGGCCGCGUUAAUGGCACCGCUGCCGUAGCAACUCAUCAUCAUUCUUCCUCCGAAGAAGACGAUUCCUUUUCCGAUGAAAAUCGCUGCUCCGGUAAGGAUUUGUUCCCGGUCUACGUCGGGAAAUCUCGCCGCCGGUACCUAGUGAGCUCCGACGUCAUCGAUCACCCGCUAUUUCGCGAACUUGUGGAAAGGUCCGGCGAGUCUGAAGAAUAUAUUACAGUUGGAUGUGAAGUUGUGCUGUUUGAACAUUUGCUAUGGAUGCUUGAAAAUGCAGAUCCUCAGCCGGAGUCAUUAGAGGAAUUGGUUGAAUUUUACUCUUGCUGAUGUGGAAUAACUGUCAGUAACUGAAUGGUAAAAAUAACUGUGACGUGGACGUCGAAAUUGGAAAUGGCUAAUAUUUGGUAUAUAGUUGUAAAUUUAAUUUUCCCAAGAGUUAAUGAUUUUGAUUAAUUAGUGGUUUAGAAGGAGCGGGGAAAAAAAUAAAUUAAAAAAGAGGAUUAGCCUAAGGCAAAUCUCUUUUGUAUUGAAGAGAUAAGCCUAAUGAGUGAUUUGUUAUUUCUUAAUCAAUGCAUGUUCCAUUCUUUCCAAAUAUGUUCCAAGUUUUUGUUGAUCUUAUCCAUUUUGUUCCUUCAGUUUCUUUUUUUUUUAUCUUAUUUGAAACUAUAAUGUUGACAUUU